AGCAGGUGACCUAAAACAGGUAUGCGGAAUGGGCAACGCCUCUAGCGACGGCGUACAUUUGAAGUCGACAGUCAACAAAGGGUCGCAGAAUAUAUACAUUUGGCUAUGUAACGUUACUUUGCGAGUGUACGAUGACCCACAGGUCAUAACCACCGCUAACGCAACAGGUGUGCUCGGAAAACGACAGGUAUCUACGACACGCAAAGAACGAUCAUGCCGCUUCUGAGUCGCUGCUGGACGCCUUUUCUCCUGUACCACUGGACCAACCUCCGCUAUGGGAGUUUCUACGCUGCGAUGUACACAGCAGUGUACCAUGUAUUAUUCAUAUUCUAUGCCAUAUAUGCUGUCAGUGGGGGAAGAACUGACUAUUUCUUCAGCCCGUACUUUGAGCUUUCCAUGAAAGGAAUAUAUGCUGCAGCAGGUUGCACCAUGGGGUUUGGAGUCGUCUUCCUUCUCUUCACGUUAAUGUUAGUCAUAGGCAUCAAACGUGAUAACCGUUGCCUCUUCUUCCCAUGGAUUAUAUCUGUUGUCAUCGAAAUCCUUCUCAUGAUUGCCGUUGGACUGUGGUACAUCGGCCGCUAUUACAGAAAUCUUUACUCCGUACUGGCUGCAAUCAUCCUUUGGUGCAUUGACGGUGUCCAUGUCUACUGCUUCAUGUGCGUUAUCUCGCACUACCAGGUGGUCCGUGACCUCCAGGAGCCGAAGUUUCAGAUUCUGUACCCAUAGUUCUGCAUCUAGUUGUUCAGACUGCAAGCAAAACUGGACAAAUAUUUACACCAACCACACAUAGAAUUUCUACUCCUCCAUAUUUUUGGAGUGUGCAAAGAACAUGCUCAGGAAGCAUAUCGAUUAGAUGACAUCUGAAAUCCCCUAAGAAGGCAGAGAUGUGCACAUAGCUAUACUAGUGACGGCAAUGUGGUAGAACUCGAACCAAUAGAAAGGGACAAGCUAACAGCAAGAAAGGAGACCAACCCACGUGCGAAUGCUCCUUGCCAAGUACAGCUUUUGUCAAAAGAAAGUCUCUGUGUAUCCAAUUUGCAGAUGAUUUCCGAAAUGUUCAGUUGACCUGUUGGCAUCUACAGUGCAGAGAACUACCACCAUCACCCUCUACAGCUUUCUAUUGCGACUAGUUCCCCUAGUGUGGCACAAAACAGCCAGAAGUUCGCAACACAUGCUGCUAGUGGCUUUGUUUCUUUUGACAAAUGAUGUACUUUCUUGGAGCGCGAGCCCCUAGGUUGAAGCAUGGUAGCAUUCCAGUUGAGCAGAAGAAUGUGCCUAGAGAAUUUUACACACUGUCUAUAAUUAAUUUUGGCUGAAACUGUACAUAAUUCUUGGUGCAGAGGCUUACCAUAAGAAGAUGCCUUCUACGAUUUAAUUGUUUAGUUUUACACCACAAGACAAUUUUUUUGUCCACGCAUGGGCAUACAUCACUGCCUGUGUGUUGUUGUCUCCCUUCCGUCCUUGUUUGCUGGCGCUAAAUAUGCUUUCAUAUAUACAUAUCCUGAAAAAGAAAAUGCAGCUUGCUUAUCUAUGAGCAUUCAUGCUCAAAUAUCACACAGAGGGGGGACGUUGCAGUGGACACUUUUCAAUAGUGGCAAUAUGUGACGCAAGCUGCGUUUCACUGUUACAGCUAUAGAUAGCACCACCAUUUGGUUCCUGGAAAUCCUAUGUUUUUUGUCUGUCAUUGCUGCAGACAGGUACUCCAGAUUUAUUCUUGACAAAAUAGGCAAGGAACAGAAACAAGCACGGUAUAAGCUGCACAUACUGCAGAACAACUUAUGUGUGAAAUUUAAGCAUGAAUGAGCCGGUAGGUAAGACGGAAGAAUCUUGUAAUAGCUGGCUCCCCUGUUUAUGCAGCAUUUUGUACAAGCAGUGAUGCAUGUUGCAUUCCGUCCAGUUUAUACAUGGAGGAAGAGGUCUCACAUUUGCAACGUAUACACAUCCUACUUGUUUUGCUGGUAUUGUUUUGCAGCUAUAGAGUUUAGUACAUUUGCACAUUGAGCUGCCAUUUGAGGCAAGUCACAGUGCUGAAAAAUAAUCAGAGGCUAAUUAAAGAUCUGGCACUAGGGUGGACAAGAGCACUGGUUGAACCCACAUGGGAAUGACAGAAACACAUGACCGUUAUAGAAAUUGCAGUGAAAUGUCCUCGCAGCUUUCUGCAUUAACCUUAUUCAAGCUAAUGCAUUGUGAUCUGUAGUAUUUUAAAAAAUUUUUCCAACCUCCGAGUGCUUGCACUUGAGUCUGCCAUCUGGCAGAGGAAAUCUUCAUGUCAAAAAUAACUGAACCAUUAUAACUAUUACAGUAGUUCCACACAGAUGUAUUGACACAUGCCACGAAGCAAUUCCAUUUUAAUUAUUAGUUCAGCUAGCUAGUUCUCUAAUAUUUAACUCAGUGUGCUGAAACAGAAUGAAAACAGAACAAAACAUUAUUUCGUUACGGAGUGAAACGGAAGUAUUUUUUAUUGGUUCUCAGUUCAAGAGGAAAGACAGCAAUUCCAAAGAACCGAUGUCAGGCAACAUCAGCAUUAGCGUGUAUCCCAAGUGUCCACACAAGCGCAUAUCUCAGGCAGGGAUAGUGCGAGCAAUAGUCAGUCAAGCUCUCCACCAAUCUAAGCCUGCCACUCGGUGCACUAGCAGAUCAGCAUCGCAGCAAAACUUAGGGCUUGCGUGCUGAAGAGCUCAUCAUUUCGUUUUCUAGGGGUACAUCCCUUCCUUACCGAAGUUUUAUGGUUCAUUUAUGUUUGUUUAAGUUCAUUUUAUCGAAACAGCGGUCUCGCGUUUCGGCGAGUGCACUCGAUGAUGUGUUGCUUCUGAGAUUAUGCUCAGUGCCUUGACUCAAGGCACUGAGUCAUCAAUACUAUGCUUUUAUUACUUUGCUUCGAAAAUUUCUUGCAUGCCAACCUAAACCAUUAUGAACAGUUACGGAUUUUGUUUUUCUAAUCUGGAGCAGUUCUUUCAGUGGAACAAAACUAAAACUGGCACAAAAAACAUUUCGUUCCGACACCCUGAUUUCACUGCUGUAAAUAAGUGAUGUGACUCAGAAAAUUAAACUGAGCAUAAGAAAAAAAAAAAAAAAACAAGAGGCAGCCAAACUGAAUCAUCACUGUUGCAGCGCACGGUCAGUAACUCUUGCAGCAGUAUGUUGCUGCAAUGAGACAUCAGCGUAUUAACAUCCGAGUGACAUGUUGUGCCAACAAAUCACUGCCUUUAUGAUAAUCGCAUGGACCUUAAAUAUUGAUUACACUUCAUACUUGGCUUACUGUACUUUCAGUUGUUGCCAUGCUGAUUGAGAUACCCUAGUUGCAGCAGCAGUUUAUAUCUGCAUGAAACUCUAUAGGUGUAGAGAUGUUUUGUCUCCACUCCUCAUUUACUAUGGGAACACGAGGGAAGAGCUACAAUACAGUUCAUUGCCAUUCCGUCCCUGCAAGGAGAAUGAAAUCUCACUUUGGAAGUGCACAAUUUCUACUCAUUUGAAAAUUAUUUUUCUGCAACUUUUGACUUUAUAACAUAUUUAAGAUAUGGGCCCAAUCGUUUGUGGCAGCUUUUGUAUACACUGAACACAGCGCUACUUCACUGCUUACUUGAAACAAUCGUGAGCUGAUCGCAGAUCUAGACAAGUCUUUUGUUAUUUUGCUUGGAACACCUACAGAGACUUAGAUAACAGCUGUAAAAUUUAUAUACAUUGCACCGUAAACACUAUCACUGAGUAAUUGCUAAAACAGUGGCAUUUGACACUUGAAGAGGGCAACAACACUUCAAAGCGUACUUUACAUGAAUCUCGUAUAUUGUAGUCUUGACAUUGAGAACCUGCAUCGUGAGGACCUUAAAACGCAUGUUUGUGCGUAGAUGUGCCAUAAGGCUCCUUUCAGAUGCUUGUUGCACUUGUAUCGUGCAACCACACUGCCAGUAUGAAACAUUCCUCGCUUCAUUUGGUGUGGAGUAAAUUGGCACACAAUACUGAAAGUGCUGGCCAGCACUGUGCGUUGCAUUUUCACUCGUGUGUCAAGUCAUUCCGCUCAAAAUAUACAUGAACCAAUGAGCUCAUCUUUUUAUACUCCCUCAGCACAUUGUUCAUUUCACCUGCACUUUUACACAAACAGCAGGUUAUUACAUGGCAUCCAGCAGAUAUGCAGAAAAAUUAAAAUAGAACUUUGGUCAGCUGCAUCAGAAUUGAUCUAAAAUUGGCAUUCAUAUUGCUACCUUUUGGCCGACAUAACCAUUACUAGCAGCAAGCAAUAAAUCUGCUCUAUAUCUUGCGUCCAUAGCAUGAUGUUGCUCAAAGUGCAAAUUUUAGCAGAGCUUUAAUAAAGGAAAAACAUUUUUCACUCUGGAACAA
This is a messenger RNA of Dermacentor albipictus, 4335 nucleotides long. RefSeq names its product pasiflora 1 (gene pasi1). The record is from RefSeq and is a predicted model, not a curated record. Lineage: Eukaryota; Metazoa; Arthropoda; Arachnida; Ixodida; Ixodidae.